Molecule: messenger RNA, 3489 nt
Organism: Fusarium sp. VM40
Lineage: Eukaryota; Fungi; Ascomycota; Sordariomycetes; Hypocreales; Nectriaceae
Source: the annotation of a GenBank genome assembly
AUGGACUCAGGCGAUACCCAAUAUCUCUUUAAAGAGACACGAGUCAACCUCGAUCCCCCAACAGCGUCUUCCAUUGUCACCAUCCGAGUGCCGUCCAAUUCAAUACACAGUCGAAACCAUCGCAAACCGGCGCAAGAAAACCUAGCAGAAGAUGAAACAACAUUCCGAUUGAAGAAUCUGGCGACUUCUUCCUCCAUUUACCACCGAAUUUGGCACGACACACCGCGUAGCUUCCUUUGGCGAAUCUUGGAGGAUGGAACGCUGCUCAGCAUCCGGGCUGUCGAUGUCUGCAAGAAAACCCAAGCCGCUGAAUACCCGAUUGUCUUGAACUUCCAUUUCUCGGUGCCUAUCCAGCCAGGAUGUGUUGCUUUCUCGGACCCCGAAGAGCAUGAUUCGCUCUGUGUUUUUGUUCUCGACCAAGCAUACCAGUUGUACAGCUUCACUCUACGGCCGGAUCUGUUUAAGAAGAGGUCGGCAGUCGACGCUGGACUUUCCGAUCUCGGCAAGGUUCAGGCGCCAGCAGGAUUGGGCUUCAAGCAUCCUCAUCGCAUGAUGGCUGUGAACGCGGAGACACUGUUAGUAACGGUCAAUGAUGGUGGAAUGAUCAGAUUGGAUAAAAACAAGGCGCAUGAACCAACAUCAACGCUUGUCUGGAGGGAAUCUUUCUUCAACGUACAAGGAUGGGCGCAGAACCUUCGAAGCCUUCUUCCUUUCCAAGGAAAACACACCAUCAAGCAUGGCAAGAUCAAUAUGGAAUACAGCUCAGCCACAUCGAUUCAAGUCACAAGUUUCGGAAUCGAGGAUUGCCUCUUUGCGAUCACGGUCUGUCUCGAUCACAGAAUGCGAAUUUGGAACAUUAACGAUGGCCAAAUCCUUUACACAAGCGAUAUCCUAAACGCCGAAAGAAACCCUCAAGAGAUUGGAAAGUGGGCUAUCGACCCAUCACAGAAUAACUUGGUUCAGGUCAUUGGACGAAAUCGUGGCAGUAGGAUUUGCGCCACGUUCUCUCCUAUCGGCGCUGGAGAGUUCAAGUUUUGGAAGAUCAUCGCAAAGGAUGCGCACAACGUCGUUGUCGAAGACAUCUUCCCCAAGAACGCUUUGGUCCCAGUGACACCAUCAUCUUCCGAUGUAUGGACUCUGGCAGAUUUCGUUCUGUCUUGUCCUGCCGAGAGUGCUAUCCAACUCUGGACUCUAUGGAAGAACAAUAUGACAUACAGGGUGCAAAGGCUCGAGGUGGAUCGUAAGAAUAUCACACAGAGCUGGGAAGAAAACUGGGAUGGAGUCUACGCGGAUAACCUGAUACAGGCUGCGGAAGGCUCUGGCCCUUCUGACCCGACUGAUGUUACCGAGAAGUGGCUUCAACUCAUCUUGAAGCCCGGCCAAUUUACAAAACCGACUCUCGAAGCAGCUCUGUCGAUCUACGAACGAGGUUUUGGCAAGUCAAAGGAGACCGCCAAGGGACGGGGUCUGGCUGAGUCGAUUUGCUCCAUAUUAGGAUCAACCGCAACACUGGAUCGCGGCUCAUCGGGCGCUAUGGAAUAUGAAACAUUCCGCUCUUCGAGUGAGACACAAUGGUUGAGAUUCUACCGUCUUUUGCUUGAGCUGGACAAGCAGCGAGGAGAAGCUAUUGGGCUGACCCUCGACCCCCACACGGGCCUGACUUGGGUUGUCUGCGCCGACUUCCUUUCAGCUAUCCGAGAAUGCAGUAGCUUGGAGCGUCUGUACUAUAACCUUUCUUCACCUGAGGAGGACCAUGUAGCUCAAGCGGCACUGGUUGGCACGGCUCUGACUUUUGUUGAUGGGUUCCCUGAAUACUUGGUACAGCUUUGUCAAGCCACGCUACGGCCAGAGUUAUUUGAGGACUCCUCCAAGACAGAUCUUGAGCGAAUUCAGUACUUCUCCGACAAGUCUGGAUUCUGGCGAGGAAUCACCGAUGAUGACUGCAACCAAGUUGUUGAUGUCCUUGGCCAAAACUUUAGCACGGUGACAGACGAGCUCUACUCUGAUGUAAUGGGUCUCAUUUCUGCUCCAGAAGAGGCCAAGACACGAAACCUACGCCAUCCACUCACCGAUUUCGGAAAAAGGCUGAUUGUCAAGGCUGUACAGGACAGUAUCGAGUUGCAGUGGCGGGUAUACUUCAGCCAAUUGACUCUCCUUGUUCAUAUGGAGUUCGAGUUCGACACCGACGCCGACAUUCUUCACAGUAGAGUUGACGUUGGUAACGUUUUUAGACAGCUUGUCGCGGCUUUGCGGCGCCUGGAGCUGCUGAAGUGGCUCGCACAAACAGAAUUAUCAGUAUCCACUACUCGAGACAAGAGUGAUAUUGGUUCUACCUCAAGAAAGGGUGUCGAGGAUGUCCAACUUGUAACAGCACUGGAGGCUAAUGUUGGCCACCUACUUGGGUUCGCUAACAAGGGCGAGCCCCUCGCCACCAGUAUUACUGAUCUGGUCACAAACCUCUGUGCUCCCGAUAGCGAUAUUGAAGUGUCGCCAUCAUUGAUCCAGUGCUCGCUCCUAAAGCGGGAGAGGGCUGAUCUGGCUUCAGAUCUUGCGCCUUUCUGCGACCAAAACCCCUUCUCUACCUAUGUUCAAGGCCGCCUGCAGCUGGCCUUGAAGGAUUUUAACACCGCUGCUAUCUACUUCAGAAAGGCAGCUAUUGGAAUGAGCACUGAAAACAUUGAGAGUGACCGUCAUAGCAGCGGUCUGCUUGAUGAUACAGAGUGGAAUCUUCUGAACCAUGGCCUUGCUAAGUACUACUCGCACAUUGUUGCCUUGUUCGAGAAGCAAAAGGCCUACUCUUAUGUGGUUGAGUUUGCUCGCCUCGCCAUGCAGUUUCUUGGAAACAAGCAGGAUGCCAUGUUUACCAAGACCGAUAUGCAAAGCCGCUUGUUCAACGCUGCAGUGGCAACAUCGCAGUUUGAACUUGCUCACACAACGCUGGUGUCUAUUAAAGAUCAGGCUAUGAAGAACUCGAACUUGCGAAAGUUGAUCGACAGAAUGUGCGCAACCUAUCACAACAUCGAGCUCGUAGCCCUGCCCUUCCCUGGUUUGCAACAAGAGGUCGAUGACAUCCUAGAGCAGAAGUCGAAAGCAUCAUUGGAUAUCAUAGAGGGAUUUCCUUACCACCAGGUUCUCUACUCAUGGCGGAUGAAGCACAACAACUACCGUGGCGCUGCUUCCGUGGUGCUAGACCGAAUCCACAAGCUACAAAACGCUGGAGAAGGUGACGAGGCCACGGGAGAGGAUAUUCUUGACACCCCUAUGACCAGACAAUACCUCCUGCUCAUCAACGCUCUUAGCUGUGUCGGGCCCAAGCAGGCUUGGAUCUACGACGAGGUUUCGACCGGCUUUGGGCAUAAGGAUGCAGGAAAACGCAAGGUGGUGUCAUUGGCGGACAUCCGAAAACAGUACCAAGACGAGCUGGACCGUAUCGCAGCGAUCCACAACAACCAAUUUGGCUUUGAGGCGGGUGACGUUAUGGAACUAUAA